AGCAAACCAUAUACAAGACAAGUAUUUUUUUUCUCCUUCUUCCAUAGCCAAAAAGGAAGACCAAACUCCCUCCCUUCUUCCUCUCCAAAUUUGAGUCCCCAUUUCUUCUCAUUUCCUUUCGAUCUUCGUCCCCUUAGGAACAUCCGACAAAGUUAGAACGAUACAGAAUAUAUAGAUCAAUCUUCGAAUUUUCGAUCUUCGGAUUUCUCAUACACAAUGAGAAGCAUAGCAACUUGUUAUAGCGAGCAUGCCAUAAAGGUCUCAGAUUCGUAUUGCUCAGGCCCAUCAAACCAAGCUUAUGUGACCCCAAAAUUAACCCCAUCAAUCCCAAACGAAGUGUCAUGUUUAUACAGAGCCAGGCUCUCAACCCAGAACCGGAUUUUGAUCACCCUCACCUGGUUCAACAAAUUCACUGCCCAAGGACUCACGGUCACCGUUGGAGACAACAAAUCUCAGCCGUCCAAAUCCAAUUCCGAUUCCCACAAGUUGGAAAACCAAAAGGGCACCUUGGCAUUCCAAUCCUGCAAUACCAAGAUUGAAGUCUUCUGGGAUUUGUCCACUGCCAAUUAUGAUUCCGGACCGGAACCGGCAACCGGGUUUUUCGUCAUGGUUCUAGCUGACUCGGAACUCUGCCUCCUCCUCGGCGACAAGGUCGAACAAGUUCUGGACUUGGAGAAGUACAAAACCAUCAUGUCACAGAAAAAAUUCACAUUGGUUUCUAGGAGUGAGCAUUUUUCAGGCAGUGCUGUGUAUGCAACAAAAGCUCAAUUCUGUGACACUGGACUAUCACAUGACAUCGUGAUCAAGUGUGAUCAACCCGAAGAACCGGGCUCGAAAAGCCCGGUUUUAUCGGUCUGCAUUGACAAGAAGAAGGUUUUUCAGGUGAAGAGGUUGAGGUGGAAUUUCAGAGGAAACCAAACAAUUUUUUUGGAUGGUUUGCUGGUGGAUUUGAUGUGGGAUAUCCAUGACUGGUUGUUCAAUCCAAAAUCUGGGGUAGCUGUCUUUAUGUUCAGGACAAGGAGUGGAUUGGAUAGCAGGCUCUGGUUGGAAGACAAGAAUUUAGAAAAGAAAGGGCAAGAAAGUGCUGAUGAAUUUUCUUUCUUGAUCUGUGCGUGUAAGAGACCUGACUGAUUUCUUUGUUUUUUUUUUUUCUCUAAUUUUUUUCUUUUUUUUUAAUAUUUAUUUUAUAUUUUAUUUAGUGAACAGAAAAAAUUAUAUUAACAUUGACUUUA
Messenger RNA from Malus domestica (apple), 1232 nucleotides. RefSeq lists its product as uncharacterized. NCBI's taxonomy places the organism in Eukaryota, Viridiplantae, Streptophyta, Magnoliopsida, Rosales, Rosaceae. The record is from RefSeq and is a predicted model, not a curated record.